UGGCAACUGGAGGAGAAACCGGUUUUCUCUGAGGGGAAUUUCAUAUCUGACUAAACUAAAUUCAUCACGGUAGCGAAUAUAUACACACUAUAAAUUGAUCAAAUCCACGGGGUUUUACCUAUAAUACAUAUAUUUACGAACUGAGGAAUUCCCUAACGUUAGCUAGCCGUCCACACCACGUUAGCUAACCAUGGACGGAGACGGCGGUAGUUUGAUGGGGGAGGACGGGAGGACCGAGAGCCCAAACGAGGCUGCGCUUCUAGCGCUGAUGGAGAGCACAGGAUACAGCAUGGUACAGGAGAAUGGACAGAGGAAGUUCGGUGGCCCGCCUCCAGGUUGGGAUGGCCCUCCUCCCCCACGAGGGUGUGAGGUGUUUGUAGGUAAGAUCCCUAGGGACAUGUAUGAGGAUGAGUUGGUGCCAGUGUUUGAGAGAGCUGGGAGAAUCUAUGAGUUCAGACUGAUGAUGGAGUUUAGUGGAGAGAACCGGGGCUACGCUUUCGUCAUGUACACUACCAGAGAGGCAGCUCAGAGAUCCAUCCAUCUCCUAGACAACCAUGAGAUCAGACCAGGGAAGUUUAUAGGAGUGUGUGUCAGUCUGGACAACUGUAGAUUGUUCAUAGGGUCCAUACCCAAAGACAAGACGAAGGAGGAAAUACUAGUGGAGAUGAGGAAGGUAACAGAAGGAGUGGUAGAUGUCAUAGUUUACCCCAGCGCUACAGACAAGACUAAGAACAGAGGGUUUGCCUUCGUUGAGUACGACUCUCACAAAGCAGCUGCCAUGGCACGGAGGAAACUAAUACCAGGUACGUUUCAGCUGUGGGGCCACACUAUCCAGGUGGACUGGGCCGAACCAGAGAAGGAUGUUGACGAGGAGACCAUGCUACGUGUCAGAGUGCUCUACGUCAGAAACCUGAUGAUGACGACUACUGAAGAUACACUGAGACAGGAGUUCUCUAGAUUCAAACCUGGCACUGUGGAGAGAGUCAAGAAAUUGACAGACUAUGCGUUUGUCCACUACCACUCCCGUGAGGACGCGGUGACGGCUUUACACCUGAUGAACGGAGCGCUGAUCGACGGAGCCACCAUCGAGGUCACCCUCGCCAAGCCUGUCAGUAAAGAGGGCGGGCGACGGUUCGGUAACCGUGGUUAUGUCGGUAACAGUAACCUUGUGGGUCCCUACGGCGACGCGUCCUCCACCGGGAGUUUUCUCUUCCAGGGACGUGAGGAUGGAGGCAUGAUGGGAGGAGGAGGGAUGGAGGUAGGGACUCCUCUACGACCUCUCAGCCUGCCACCUCGCCUGGGGAGUCUCUACGUUGGAACAGGAACAGGGGAUGUGGAGAGGUGUGUGUAUCCCAUCUUCGCUGGCUCCAGUCUCUCCCCCGCCAGCCUGCUGUCACUCAAACCAGGUCAGUUUAGUUCAGCGGUAACUCUACUAGAGUACUACUGCCUAAAGAACAGCUGGGCACUACCUGAAUACUACCUCUACUCAACACCGGGACAAGAGGGGAAGCUAAUGCUCAUAUACAAGGUCGUGAUCUCGUCGACGAGAAGCAGCUUCAUGCCAGACAGGGUGUGUACGGUGUUGGAGGACGCUAAGGAGCUGGCAGCACAGAACGCACUCUGGAACUUGGACUGUUCCUUCCUCAACGGUAGCUCCCCCGGUUCGCUCUCUCCUCCUCUUCCUCCCGUCCCCUACGGUUCUCUCUCUCCUCCUCCUGUCUCCAACAGCCCCGGUCUCCUCUCAUACGGCUGUACCAGAGCCUUCCCCUACCCUCUUUCUCCCACCACCCCACAGAGACUCUAUAUCCCCCCUAACCAGAACCCUGCCUUCUUCUGAUCAUCCCUCCCAUCAUCACUCACUGUGGGAGAGGAGGGAACAGAGGGAAAGAGGAGGGAGGUGGAGGUGAACAACCUCCACUAUGUGCCUAGUUUGUUACUGAGGCAUUUUACCUUUGUGUUGGAUGUUUGGUUGGUUUAGUUUUUUGGGUUGUUUGGUUUUCAAAAGACGGCCAUUUUGUAAUUCAUAUGUUAAGUUGACUCAUGAAGGGCUGCAUUCAUUCUGCUCACAGUGUUACUCUAUGCAGCAGAGGUGCAUGCUAAGUGGGAUCCUUCGGACGUCUAACUCUGACGUCACCCCAUUUGAAGUUGACAUUUAAAAUGGUUACGGUAAGGGUUAAGAAGAGGGUUAAGGUAAGGGUUAAGAAGAGGGUUAUGGUUAAGAAGAGGGUUUUGGUUAAGGUAAGGGUUAAGAAGAGGGUUUUGGUUAAGGUAAGGGUAGGGUAGGGUUUAGGGUAGGGAUGUCCCAAGGGUCCCACAUAGCAUCUACCCAAACCCCAUAGGUAAGGUAAACAAGGGAAUUAUAGAUCAAACUGAAGAAAACUUCAUUUACUUUAGCACUUAUUUCAUAUCUUGGCAAUAAUGAUACUUGAAUAGUAUUGACUUUUGACCAUAUGUAUUUAUAAAACAUGAUUUAAAUAUUUUAGUGACUUUUUUCUGACUUACAUGUACUGUAUUUUAUUAUUUUUUGUAUUUUUUGUCAUCCACCUAUUAUGCUUUAUCGCAGUAUAUUUAGGUUCUACUGUAUCGUAUAAUGCUCAAAUAUUCAAAUAUCAAACAAUGUCAAAAUUCUGUCUUCUAUUUUGUUAUUCAAUUAAUUAUUUAUUUAUUAGCAGCUGGUGAUUUUGAACAAGGUGAAAUCAAGUGGGCAGAUCAUAUCUAAAUGGAUAAGCGAUGUGUAAAGACAAUCCAAAAUGGCUCCGCCGCAUAAUAUAUUUAUUGAGAUUUAAAUAUUGAAUAUUAUUAUUAUUAUUAACAUUAUAAAACAUAGCGAUCAUCAACAAGACAGCGUUGCCUCUCCUCCUAAAUAUUAACUUUUAUUUUUCUUUGUCUUUUUUUUUUUUUUUUUUAAUGUCAUUUAGAGUUUUUGUCAAAAAAGUCAUUUAAAAGAAUACUGUGGGAUUUUAGCAUCGAGGCGCUUUAUCUACUUCCCCACAGUCAGAUGAACCAUUUUUUAUGUCUCUGCGUCUAGUAUGAAGGACGCUAAGAGGUAGUUUCGCGAGCCAAUGCUAACUAGCGUGCUAGCAUAUACCCAUAGACUUCCAGUGGUUGCGCUAGUGCUAGUUAGCGACUUUCUCCAAACUGCAUGCAGAGACAUGAAAAUGGUAUCUACAGAGUUCAUCUGACUCUGAGGAAGUAGAUAAAUAAAGAAAUCCAGAAGUAUCCUUUUAAAUGAACAAUAGUGACAUGUACUGUACCGGUGAUACCGGUCCAUAUUGUCUCUCCAGUUGGUUUAGUUGAUCACCGGGAACACACACACACAACGGUAAAUAAAUUCAGGAAGUUGAAUAAUUUUUCUCCAGCAGUUGUUUUGUUUAUAUCGAUGUUGUUUACACUGGGUUGUUAUGGUUUCCUCCCAUGUUGUUCUCAUGAGGUGCUCAGUUUUUUGUUGUGUGCGUUCUAAAUGGAACCCUAUUCCCUAUAUAGUGCACUACUUUAGACCAGGGGCCCUAUUCCCUAUAU
Molecule: messenger RNA, 3519 nt
Organism: Salmo salar (Atlantic salmon)
Lineage: Eukaryota; Metazoa; Chordata; Actinopteri; Salmoniformes; Salmonidae
Gene: rbm46
Product: RNA binding motif protein 46
Molecular function (GO): RNA binding
Source: RefSeq, a predicted model, not a curated record